Molecule: messenger RNA, 827 nt
Organism: Helianthus annuus (common sunflower)
Lineage: Eukaryota; Viridiplantae; Streptophyta; Magnoliopsida; Asterales; Asteraceae
Product: iron-sulfur assembly protein IscA-like 1, mitochondrial
Exons: 3
Coding region: 76-498 (140 amino acids)
Biological process (GO): iron-sulfur cluster assembly
Cellular component (GO): mitochondrion; cytoplasm
Molecular function (GO): 2 iron, 2 sulfur cluster binding
Source: RefSeq, a predicted model, not a curated record
ACCAAAUAAUAAUAAAAAAAAAUAGAAAGGAUUCCCAGAUAAUUUGAGAUGUUUCUCCAACAUCUAUAGACAAAAAUGGCAUCAUCAUCACGAUUGGCAGCAACAGCGGCGGAGAGGGUGGCGACCGCCGCGAGACGGCAAGCUCUCACCCUAACAGAAGCGGCGGCUGACAGGAUUCGCCACCUCCUACACCACCGCCAACGCUCUUAUCUUAAACUCGGCGUCAAAGCUCGCGGUUGUAACGGUCUUUCCUAUACCCUUAAUUAUGCAGAUGAAAAAGGGAAAUUUGAUGAGUUGAUUGAGGACAAGGGUGUGAAGAUACUGAUAGACCCAAAAGCUCUUAUGCACGUUAUUGGUACCAAGAUGGACUUUGUUGAUGAUAAGCUCAGAUCUGAAUUUAUAUUUAUUAAUCCAAACUCUAAAGGACAGUGUGGCUGUGGGGAGUCGUUUAUGACAACAAGUAGCACGGAAACUACAAAGGCUGGUGGCGGCUCUUAACCUACUUGCAACACGCUUAGGUUAUGACUGAACUAAACUAAGCGCAUCAUAAUCGUUGUAUAAUUUGUGUCACAAGCUGUUGAGUCACCUAUGUAGCGUAAUCAUAUAGUAAUAAUACUCACUUUCAUAUAAGAGAGGUUAUAAGGUUAUUGUUUGAUUGUAGCUGAGAGCAUUAGAAAUGUUAUGGGUAAAACGUUGUUCAGACUUCGGAACAUGGGGUGUUUGCCGAUUGGUAGAUCCAGCUCGACACGACCCUCAAAAUCAUGGUGAACAUAUGAACCCAACCGCUACACGGGUUUUCACGGGUUGAUGAAGAUGGGGAUUUUGUA